AUGCCCAAUGAGCUACUAGUUCAGGUCGUACCCAAGGUGGCCACCAUAGACAGCUGCAAGCAGUCACUUGCAGAACGCAUAAAAGCAGCCAAGCGUGCGGCCACUGCCGAGGAAGUCACCGACGACGAUUCGGACAGCGAAACUGCCCAAACUUCGAAAGGCGUCCACUAUACACUACGGCCGCGGCCGGAAACUCCUGUCCUGGAGGCGCCAGUGCCUCUUCCUUUGGGCCCCAAGGACGCUGGAACAUACCUCUUAAGGUACCUCACCGGCUUACUCAACAGCAAGGCGACCGUGGACAAUCCGGCUGGAGAGCGAUAUAUCGUCGACGUGUUUGGGAGCGUCGCCUGGGGUGGAGGCACCGGGAAGAGCGGUGACGUCGACUUGGUGAUCAUUGACAAGGACUAUCCUCUUGGUUAUGAGCCUCACCUGUGGAGAACUUCCCCACUCCAACGGGUUACUGCCAACAGCUCCCGAGACCGAAGGACCAAAAACAAAAAUGUGUCCAAGAUUUACAACGUUCAUGUACUGAAGCAAUACCUGGAUGACGUCUCCGGCUUCGAUAGCACGAAAGCCGUUCCAGCCUACACACCAAUUGUCAAGUUCGAUGCUCCAGGCCUUGGGCUCCAGUUCGACAUCUGCACAAACGACCUCGGAGGUUGGUACAACUCAUGUCUCAUUCUGGCAUAUUGCGAGCUUUCACCGUUCGUUCUUCGCCCCAUGAUUCACGUCCUCAAACUGUGGCUGGAGUCGCACAACCUCAACGACCCAUCUGGUGUCAAGGGGCUCCGGACCAUGUCCUCGUAUUGCAUCACUCUGAUGGCAAUUGCAUAUCUUCAACACAUUGCGGUACUUCCCAAUCUCCAGUCCGCUGUCGAGGUGCCUGCCUCCGCAGACCCCGGAAACACAGGCUUGGAGAACACGGUCUGGGUGUCAUGGGGAAAGAGGCAAGGCGACAUUGCGCACAUCUGGUUCGAGCGCCAUCCUCCAGCUGGCUGGGUAUCCGCUAAGCCCAGAGUUACAGCUUCCGAGGCAGUACGGGGCUUCUUCCAGUUCUUCUCCAGGUCGGCCUCAGAGUCUUUCGACCCCAACACCCAGCUCAUCUCACUCCUCAACGGUGGCAUCAUCUCACGGAGGUACCCUCAAGCCCCAGGGAGGGAGCACUGGGUCAAGUUGGGACGUCGGUUUCCCGGAAACGACCACGUCGGAAAGUGCGACAGCUACCAGUGCACCGAUUGGGACGACCAGCUUCUGAUCGUGCAGGACCCGUUCCUGUGGCAAAAGAACUGUGCCAAGACCCUGUUCAUCGACAAGCAGGAGGGUCGAUUUUUCAAGCAUAUCGCUACCACCCACAGGUUCCUCAAGGCCAAUCCCAUGGCGACGCUCCCACAGCUUCUGAGUAUAUAA
This is a messenger RNA of Cutaneotrichosporon cavernicola, 1407 nucleotides long. RefSeq lists its product as uncharacterized. Gene Ontology annotation, molecular function: nucleotidyltransferase activity. Gene Ontology annotation, biological process: RNA 3'-end processing. NCBI's taxonomy places the organism in Eukaryota, Fungi, Basidiomycota, Tremellomycetes, Trichosporonales, Trichosporonaceae. The record is from RefSeq and is a predicted model, not a curated record. The transcript has 9 exons. The coding region runs from base 1 to 1407 and encodes 468 amino acids.